GGGCGGACUCUCUCAGAAGAGCUGCCCCCACCCCGCCCCCAGCCCCGUUCAGCUGAAAUUGUCUAAGAACCCAUUCUUGGCGUUCACUGCAAGCUAUAAGCUCUGAAAGUGCUGACCCCGACGUGAUCGCCUUGAAGUUACGCGUGAAGGAGGAAAACUCAUCCAUUUUCGGGGAAUCCCGCCUCUGUUUUCCAGACUCUCUGAGCACGAUGUCUACAGCUCCCACCAGCAAUGGGGUGUUUGUCGUCAUCCCACCAAGCAAUGCCAGUGGCCUCCGCCCACCUCCAGCCAUUCUGCCCACGUCCAUGUGCCAACCUCCAGGGAUUAUGCAGUUUGAGGAGCCACCGCCGGGGGCACAGACACCAAGGGCCACACAGCCACCUGACUUACAGCCAGAGGAGACAUUCCUGACAGGAGAGCCCAAAGUUUUGGGGACGGUGCAGAUCCUCGUGGGCCUCAUCUACCUGGGCUUUGGCAGCGUGCUGCUCAUGGUUCGCCGCGGGCACGUGGGCAUGUUCUUCAUCGAGGGCGGUGUCCCCUUCUGGGGAGGAGCCUGUUUCAUCAUCUCCGGAUCCCUCUCAGUGGCAGCCGAGAAGAACCACGCCAGCUGCCUGGUGAGGAGCAGCCUGGGUGCCAACAUCCUCAGCGCUAUGGCGGCCUUUGCUGGGACAGCCAUUCUGCUCAUGGAUUUUGGUGUUACUAACUGGGAUGUGGACAGGGGUUAUCUGGCCGUGCUUGCUAUCUUCACCAUCCUGGAGUUCUUCAUCGCAGUCAUUGCCACUCACUUCGGGUGCCAAGCCACCUGCGCCCAGGUCAACGCGCCUGUGAUCUUCCUGCCAAACGCCUUCAGCGCAGACUUCAACAUCCCCAGCCCGGCAGCCUCUCCACCCCCUGCCUAUGACAAUGUGGCAUAUGCCCAAGGAGUCGUCUGAGUAGCAGAUGUGGCACCUGUGGGUGGAGUCCAGCCUUUUCCCUCUGGGCCCAGCCUCUCCCCACCCCCACGUUGUUCAUCAGGGGCCAGCCCCAUCCCAGCUGCCCUCCCUCACCACCUCCACACACACUCCGGCAUCUGAGUGAAGCAUGCCUAGGGACGUCUCUCCCACACUUUCCCCAGUGGUUUCUUUCUAAAAGACACCAAGCUGACGUCAGGGGUGUGCGUCCUUCAGCUCCCCGAGCCCCAUCACCCUUCCAGGGACACCCGCCUUGUGCAUCUAAGCAUUUCUCUGCUCACUGGGGAAAUCCUGGCCUCAUUGGAGACUCAGGUUCAAGGCCUGCCCCCAACCCUCAGGCCUCGGGGAGGUCAUUAAAUUCAGAGAGCCGGGAAACCUCCAGAAUGGAAGAGUGUGACCCUGGCAUUCCACAGAGGUGCAGAUACCAGACCAAGGCCUCACAGCAGGGCAGUGGCCUGACCGCAGCUCUCCCGGCCCCAAAAUCAGCUCUGUCCUUUGUCAUCUGUUGCCACAUCCGUGGACCUCAGAUUUCCCAUUUGGAAACUAGAAUGCUGAACCAGAUAAGGUUCACCAGGCCCUUCCAGCUCCCCAGGCUCCCUGAGGUCCUGGGUCUAGGCCAGGCAUUGUCCCCCCGGUUCCUGGAAACCCUCAUCUUCCUUGUCUGUAAUAUGAAGUCAGCAUUGGCCCCGCCCCCACCACCAUCUCCCAAGGUAGGGGAGGUUGCAGGGGAGAGCUGGCGCCAGCCCACUCCUGAGGCGCCAUGACAGUCAGCAUCGACAGGGGCAUAGCAGUGGCAGUUCGGGACCUCCCUGUGCCUCUCAGCACUCCCUUCCCCACCCCCACAGCCCAAGGACAAGGCUACCACAGAAGGUUACCACGGGACCUGGGCUUCGUCUCCAGGGGACAAGGAGACACGUCAGCCUGGUGUUCACCAGCCCUGGUAGAUGAGAUGGCUUGUCUCAUCCACACCACAGAAGGAAAUAAACCAUGUGGCUUAAAUUUUGA
Macaca mulatta (Rhesus monkey) is the source of this 1955-nucleotide messenger RNA. The record is from RefSeq and is a predicted model, not a curated record. Lineage: Eukaryota; Metazoa; Chordata; Mammalia; Primates; Cercopithecidae.